This is a messenger RNA of Clupea harengus (Atlantic herring), 3870 nucleotides long. It is a transcript of the gene tasp1, whose product is annotated as taspase, threonine aspartase, 1. Bases 946 to 2232 code for a protein of 428 amino acids. Gene Ontology annotation, cellular component: cytoplasm. The transcript is spliced from 13 exons. Gene Ontology annotation, molecular function: threonine-type endopeptidase activity. Lineage: Eukaryota; Metazoa; Chordata; Actinopteri; Clupeiformes; Clupeidae. The record is from RefSeq and is a predicted model, not a curated record. Gene Ontology annotation, biological process: protein maturation.
CAAGAGGCGGAGAUCCAAUCACGUGAUUUCGCGUAACCACGGUGGACUAGGAAGUGAUUUCAUGCUAGUGUUUUGGAAGAGUUCUGAAGCAAAAGUGGAACGAUAAUUCUAAGUUACAUCGUGCACUACUGUUUCCUGAAAUUUCAGAUCACUGCUCAGCUAUUACUGAUAACUUGCCCCUUGUGCCUAUUUUACUCUCUACGUGAAUCAAACAUGUCCGUGGUACUGUUUGUGGCCAGUUAGCGUUUCAGCUAGCCUACGCAAGCAUAGCAAGCUAACGUUAGCUAAAGUUUGCUGUCGUGUAAGUCUUACCAUUCUGAUUCGCACAACGUUAAAAUCGUAAAAAUGAGACACCGAUUUACACAGUUAUCGAAAGCAUAUUCUGCAUGUUGUUUGAGAUGUACAUAGUGCUGGCUAGUUAUUAAACCAGAACAUUGAGCGCUGAAAACGACAAGAAGUGCAUGUUGCUACAACUGAUAAAUAGUAUUAGCUAAACCUAGCCGUCUAUCCUUUACCAAAUCACCCAGGUUUAGUCUUGUAUUGUAGGUUUAUCGUAUAAUACGAUAAUCUCCACACAGUGUAAACGUUGUGAAAACCACAACAGGCGUAGAUUAUCUGUAUCAUAUAACAUGACCUGCUCACUGACACCCUCAUUGUUAACGUACUUAUCCUGAUCCGUUUGGUUAGAGAACUAGGUGCUUAUACUAUGAAAGUUUGUCAUAACGCUGCAGUUGCAUUGAGUAUUCAUGGCGCGGUCUUAGUUGAAGGCAGUUAUCAUACUCUAACUUCAAUUUAGGUAAAUCAACCAGCAGUUCGGGAAAUCGCUUUCUCAGCAGUUUACUCCUCCGAUCUUUCAUCCAAGCUGCUUCAGCUGACUGACAGCCAGCAUGUCCACCUCCUGAGAAUGCCACAUCAUGAUGUCGUUCACUCUGGAAGCAUCAGGCCAUGGAGAACACUUUAAGCUCGGCAGAGGGUCGUCAGGACUCUCUUCCACCGGCCAAUUCAGGGUCACCACCACACAACUCUAUUCCAAGUGCAGAAGGAAAGGCCGUGGGUUUUGUGUUGGUGCAUGCAGGGGCAGGGUAUCACUCGGAGUCAAAAGCCAAGGAAUAUAAGCAUGUCUGCAAGAGGGCAUGCCAGAAAGCAGUGGAUAGACUGAAGGCUGGAGCACAGGCAGUGGAGGCAGUAACUGCAGCUCUCAUUGAACUUGAGGACUCCCCUUUUACUAAUGCAGGGAUGGGCUCAAAUCUGAACCUGCUGGGGGAGAUUGAAUGCGAUGCCAGCAUCAUGGAUGGCAAGACUUUGCAUUAUGGAGCUGUUGGAGCCUUAAGUGGGAUCAAGAACCCAGUGCUGGUGGCGAGGACACUGCUGAGUGAAGCUCAGAAGGGCAAGCUGUCCGCUGGCAGGAUACCCCCCUGCUUUCUAGUGGGGAAAGGAGCACAGCAGUGGGCAGAGAGUCACGGCAUCCCUCCGUGCCCCUCGGAGAAGAUGGCCACCAAGUUCAGUAUGUCAGCAUACAAAAGGAACAAGAGGAAGAUGGAGCUGGCAGAAAAGGUGGAGACAGAGCGCUGUCAAGUGAAAAGAGGGCGACAAUCAAACGACAGUGACCUGGGGUCUUUGGGCGAGGUCAAAGGCAUGGUGGCAGACGAAGAAGAGAAUGACUCUGCGUGUCUGGACACGGUCGGUGUGAUCGUCGUCGACCAGGAGGGCAAUGUGGCAGCAGCAGUGUCCAGUGGAGGCCUGGCGAUGAAGCACCCCGGGCGAGUAGGGCAGGCAGCUCUCUUCGGCUGUGGAUGCUGGGCUCAGAAUUCAUGUAAUGCAAAUCCUUACUCAACAGCCGUGAGUACCUCAGGCUGUGGGGAGCACCUGAUGCGCACCAUGCUGGCCAGGGAGUGCUCAUCAGCGCUGCAGGCGGAGGACGCUCACCAGGCUCUGCUGGAGACCAUGCAGAACAAGUUCAUCAGUUCGUCCUUCCUGGCCGGUGAGGACUGUGUGUUGGGUGGUGUGAUUGUCCUGCGGUGCUGCAGGUGUGUGGAGACAUCGCCGGACAUCCAAGAACUGCUGGUGGAGUUCUUGUGGAGCCAUACCACAGAGAGCAUGUGUGUCGGCUACAUGUCCGCCCAGGAUAGCAAAGCUAAGACUCACAUCUCUAGGUUGCCCCCUGGAGCGGUCGCCGGACAGUCUUUGGCCAUCGAGGGUGGAGUGUGUCGCCUUGGCAGCAAGAGUGACUGACACACAUGGAACACACUCGCUGUUACACACACAUCAAACUCUGGGGGUGCCGCUCGAGAAUUACUCCAUAAAAACAACCAACACCACCCACACAUCUCUCUCACACACACACAAACAAGACACAAACACAGACAACAGGCCUCCUUAGCAAUAUGCUAUGGAGCUUGUCCUGUAAAUUGCUCGGACCAGUAGUAAUAAGCUGCGGCUUUUGAGCAGUCUGUCUGAGGGGUAGACGGGUGUGGACAGACAUGAGCCUUGGCUUCCAUCCGGAGAACAACACACACACACACACACACACACACACACACACACACACACACACACACACACACACACACACACACACACACACACACACACAACCCCCCGUUAUCCUGUUCCACUGUCAUUCUCUGGGACGACCGCCAGGCUCCAGUGGCCACUGUUUGGCUCUAGUCUCCUCAGCCUACAGUCUCACCUGCCUUCAAUGUGCCAUGGCUUCUACUUCAUCUUCCAGUUGCAAAAUGCACCGUCUCUCUCGCUGUAUAUAAGCUAGGGGUUGAUGGAAACAGGGUGAAUAUUGACUUUUAUCAAAUUUUUUGACAGUUUUUCUGUUUGUUUUACUAUUAUUGCUUGAUAUUUUUGUGAGUUUUGAAGUAAGCCCGUCAUAUGCCACAUUUCUAGGAUCUGAAACAUCAAAUGAGCAGAACUUGUGGUUUUUGUGUGAUUUUAAUGACAUUAGAUGCACCGUAAUGAAUUGGAUUAAGACUUUUCACCAGUGACUUCACCAGUGAGUUUCAAUUCAUGAUGUUAGCAAGACACAAGAAAUAUGCUUCAUCACAAAGACCUGUCCACACAUCUUCAGGCACACCGACAUGGAUUUCCACUUGUAGUCAUCCACUCCUCCACUCACAUUUGAAAUGCUGGUGACAGACUUUGCCAAAUGAGGACGAAAUGUUGGCCAAACAAAUAGUCGACACAUUGAAGAGUAUAUGCACUUUGUACCUAAUCUAAUGUUAUUAGAAUGCACUGCUCUGGUAAUCAUGCACGACUUCUGUUCGUAUGUACUGUAAGGUGUGCAAGGGUAGGGAGGGCAUGGUGUGGUGUGGCGUGGUAUGGUGGCACCGUAAACAGCUGAGACCCUCAGCUCAGGUGCCACCACACAACCCCUCCAAAUAUGUAGACUAUUUGAUCAAGACUGUUAUUCGCUCAUAAAAUGCAGUAAAUAUAUGUAAUAUCUAUAUAUAUUUGUACUCGCUUCCACAGAGGUCUGUAUUUUGUAGUGAAGAAAGGAAUGGAAAAAAGGCUAUCCGGUGUAUUUAUUAGUGAAGCUUAUUCAGUUGAAUCAGGGAAGGUCUUUAGUAAUGUGAAUAGGGACAAGGAUCUUAAUAUUGCUCUCCUUCCUCCCAGGUUAGCCCACUUAGAAAGAGUCGAGGAGGAAUGGCUUCAGUUAAUUUGUGUUUAUCUUUUUUUAUCUCUUCAGACUGUGGCUGUACAAGGUGUUGAAUAGAUUAAUGAUUACAAUUUCAUGCUCAGAAUGUAUGCCGCUUCCAAUGACAUUACUUGAAAUUUGCAUUGGUAUUAAAUGUCUCCAAGACAUUCCCAUCAGCAUUUUGUGCUAACCUCUUACUGCAAUGCUCAAUAAAUAUCAAAUAUGUG